AUGCCUGAUUUUGAUUUUAAUAAUAAAAUAUCUAAAAAUUCAGAAUUGACUAAAAGUGAACACUAUCAGAUUAUUGGUUUUCACAAGGCUGAUUUUUUGAGAAAUGAUAUUAAUAAGACUUUAGGCUUUGCUAAAAUGAUAAUUACGCAGACAAUUCAAAAUUAUCAUGAUAGAAAAAGCACAAAAACUGUACCGAGAAAGAAAAGACUGGCAUUCAAGUUUCUGACUGCACUCUUAUAA
This is a messenger RNA of Ambispora leptoticha, 240 nucleotides long. NCBI's taxonomy places the organism in Eukaryota, Fungi, Glomeromycota, Glomeromycetes, Archaeosporales, Ambisporaceae. The record is from the annotation of a GenBank genome assembly.